GAUUGCAUGACUUGUAAAAUCGCCUAUUUGGGGACCUGCAGUGGUGUUUGACUGGAUAUUGCUGCCUGGUUCUGAAUGAUGUCAGAACAGGAUUUGGUAGAUGUUGUUCAGAUUGCUGUGGAAGACUUGACUCCAGAUAACCCAGCUGUAUUGGCGAAUCAUGAAGUGACAGAUGGUGAUGUAGAACCUUCUCUGAAACGUCAGCGGAUAGAAAUUAACUGCCAGGAUCCCUCUAUUAAGUCGUUCCUCUAUUCCAUUAAUCAGACAAUAUGUCUGCGGUUGGAUAGCAUUGAGGCGAAGUUGCUGGCACUAGAGGCUACCUGUAAAUCAUUGGAAGAGAAGUUGGAUCUUGUCAUGAACAAACAGCAUAGCCCCAUCCAAGUCCCCAUGGUGGCAGGUUCUCCUCUUGGCGCUACACAGACGUGCAAUAAAGUACGAUGUGUUGUCCCUCAAACCACAGUAAUACUGAACAACGACCGGCAGAAUUCCAUCGUAGCCAAGAUGGUUGGGCAGGAAGAGCCAUUGAGCAGGACAGCGGAUUCUCUGGAAAAUAUCCUUAGCAAUGCUGUUCCUGGACGUAGGCAGAACACCAUAGUGGUGAAAGUUCCAGGGCACGACGACAGUCACAAUGAAGAUGGAGAGAGUGGCUCUGAGGCCAGCGACUCAGUUUCCAACAGUGGACAAUUAGGAAGCCAAAGUAUUGGGAACAACGUCACGCUUAUUACACUGAACUCUGAAG
This is a messenger RNA of Pterocles gutturalis (yellow-throated sandgrouse), 739 nucleotides long. RefSeq names its product protein BANP-like. Lineage: Eukaryota; Metazoa; Chordata; Aves; Pterocliformes; Pteroclidae. The transcript has 5 exons. The record is from RefSeq and is a predicted model, not a curated record. The annotation marks the transcript as partial. Gene Ontology annotation, biological process: negative regulation of protein catabolic process; protein localization to nucleus.